UGAGCUGUGUCACAAUCUCGAGGGAGAGGUGCGCAGGCUCGGACGGUAGUUGUGUACGUGCGAGGGUUUUCCCAGAAGGUUGAGUUGCGGUGCAAUGCCGUGGGGGUCAAGUCGGACGAGUCGCAGGGUGACGGCUUCGGCGAUAGUGCACAAGUCGAUUGACUAUUUCGAUGGGUGCUUCUGGCCUGUUCAGAUGGUCGGAAGAAGCGUGCCCUGGUGCCCUGGUGCCCUGGUGCCCUGGUACACUGGCCGUAGAUGCUUGUUCACAGCAGGUGUGAGUUCCACGCAGCUGCGGCGACCAUUCCUGACGGUGCGAGGAGUGAUGAAACGUGGGAGAGGACCUCGCGUCCGCAGGUUGUGUGGAAUGUGUUAUGCAGAAUUGAUUGUCGAGUCAAAGAGAGCGAGCAGGGGGGUAACACCGCUUGCGCAUGAGCAGCCGUAUGGACCGCACCUGUACCUGAGAUCGAAUUCCCCGUUCCCAGAGACGCGUAUAAAGAGCGUGGAGCGACGGCUGGCGGACAACGAGACAAUGGUAAGGGUAGACGGCGACCUGGACCCGGACCGCGUGGAGCGGUGAGGGUAAGGUGAGCAGCACAGCGACAGUGAGGUCUGCGCGAGCGAGGGCAGCAGCAGCGGGCGAGAUCCAACGUCUGGGACCAGCAGCCAAGGCGAUGCCGAAUAAAGUGCCAAUGCUUUGGGGGCCAGCUAC
Molecule: messenger RNA, 709 nt
Organism: Hyaloscypha bicolor E
Lineage: Eukaryota; Fungi; Ascomycota; Leotiomycetes; Helotiales; Hyaloscyphaceae
Exons: 1
Coding region: 95-577 (160 amino acids)
Source: RefSeq, a predicted model, not a curated record